Thecamonas trahens ATCC 50062 is the source of this 678-nucleotide messenger RNA. Its product is annotated as cyclin. Gene Ontology annotation, cellular component: cytoplasm; cyclin-dependent protein kinase holoenzyme complex; nucleus. Gene Ontology annotation, molecular function: cyclin-dependent protein serine/threonine kinase regulator activity. The annotation marks the transcript as partial. Gene Ontology annotation, biological process: regulation of cyclin-dependent protein serine/threonine kinase activity; mitotic cell cycle phase transition. The transcript has a single exon. NCBI's taxonomy places the organism in Eukaryota, Apusomonadida, Apusomonadidae. The record is from RefSeq and is a predicted model, not a curated record.
CAUGCUUGUGGCUGGCAAGAUGUUCGAGUCGAAGAAGGUGCCGAGCCUCGAGACUCUCAACCAGCUCGCAGGCUACCAGUACACGCCGGACGCCAUCCUAGCCAUGGAGGGCAACAUCCUGCACACGCUCAGCUGGAAGCUGCGCGUUGUCACGCCGCUCUUCUUCUGGGGCUACUUUGCCUCCAUUGGCGUCUGCCCCGACGAGGACUCGAUUCAUGGCCUGCAGCUGACACCGGCGUCGGCCGCGCAGUACUCGCGUGCGCUGCGCAAGGUCUCCCACACUAUUCUCGCCGAAAUCUGUCUGCUCAGCAUGGCUUUCCUCGACUGCAUGCCAUCGAUGACUGCGUCGGCCGCGCUCCUGGUUGCCCGCAACAAGCUCGGCAUCACCCCCGACUGGGCCCCGCGGUUCCAGGUCCGCAUCGGCUACUCGCGCAGCGACGUCGCCGUCUCGGCCGCCAAGCUCUCCCUGCUGUUUGACGAAAAGUUUCCAUCCGGCUCGCCGUCGCUCACCACCCCACCGUCUGUCGAGAGCGUCUCGUGGUCGACGUCGGCAACGCAAUAACUGCAUCUCCUGCGCUAACUGUACUCUUUGUUGUCCUUGACCCUCUUCCGCUACCUUGCCAACCGCCCCGCCGACUGUGAUAGCGGCACCUAAAUCAAAAGACACACUCUUCCGGG